UCUAGCAGAAGAUGCCCAGGCGCGCUUCGUGCAGUCGGACGCGGUUUCUGCGUCGUUCUGGAGUGAUUACACCGGGUCUUUAAAGCAGUGUGUUUGUGCGAAGCUGGAAAACAUGAUUUUUAAAACCAAAACAUAAGCACUAAAUAGAAGGAUAAUAGAAGUUACUACAAAGGUACAGUGUGCUGCAUAAGAACAACCUUCAUGUACCUUCACCUCCACGUGGAUUCCACAGAGGCUCAAGCUUUUCAUGGAAAACUGCCUAGAAGUGCCAAUAGCCAGGAAGUAACAGCCAUGGAUGUUGUUCCCAUCCCUCCACCUCUGCUUCCCCCUCCACCUCCACCUCCUCCACCUCCACCACCUCCUGCUCAGGUCCCUUCCAUCAGCCGGCGUGGCUCUGUGCAAAAGCAGCGGCUUCGCAACCUGAACUGGGAGCGAAUUCCUAAGGAGCGGGUGGAAGGACGUCAGAAUGUGUGGAGUGGCGCGCUGACUGCUGGAGAAGACGAUGACUUCCCUAUUGACCUACGCUCGCUGGAUGAGUUGUUUAGUCAGAAGGAGGCACGGAAAACGGAGGGAACUGACAAUUUCAGGCACAGCCUGCGCCGUUGCAGGUCCCCGCAGAAAACAGGCAAUGAGAAGGUUUCUCUACUUGAUCCAAAGCGCAGCAUGAAUGUUGGGAUUUUCCUCCGCCAGUUCAAAAUUGCAGCAAAUGAGAUUGUGGCGGAUGUGAGGCAGGGGGACGGGGAGCGUUACGGUGCAGAAAAACUGUCUGAGCUCUGCAAACUGCUGCCUGAUGCUGAAGAGGAAGCACAGCUGAAACGAUUUAACCGUGACCGUAGUUUGCUCAGAGAGCCAGACCUCUUCAUGCUCUUACUCGUCGAAGUACGAAAUGUUCGCCUGCGUCUAGAUGCCAUGAUCCUGCAGCAGGAGUUCGACCCCGCAGUGACCUCUCUGUGUGUGGCGGCCAGAUGUCUGGGGGAGGCAGCUCGAGAGCUUCUGAAUUGCCACAAGCUUCACUCUAUCCUCCGUCUGGUGCUGAGGGCAGGGAACUACAUGAAUGCUGGAGGCUACGCAGGGAACGCAGCCGGCUUUCGGAUCGCCUCACUGCUCAAAUUGGCUGACACCAAAGCCAAUAAACCAGGCGUGGACCUCCUACAUUUUGUUGCCAUGGAGGCUGUGAAGAAAGAUGAGGAUCUACUGACGUUUCCCAGCCAGCUGAGUCAUGUCAGUACAGCAUCAAGGCUGUCAGAGGAGACCGUGUUGGAGGAUCUGUCCCGCUUACACAGUAGAGUGGAGACACUGAGAGUCAGUGUGCAGACAGAUUCAGAGCUUGAACAGCAGAUGAGACCGUUCAUCGAGACCGCAAAAGUGAGGCUUUUGGAAGCUGAAGAAGAGGUAGAAAGCUUGCGUAAGACCAGCCAGGCCUUGGUGGAAUUCUUCUGUGAAGAUGAGAGCUCCUUCAAGCUGGAGGAAGCCUGUCAUGUCUUUCACUGCUUCUGCCUUCGCUUCCAAAGAGCUGUGCGAGAGAACGCUGAUCGCGAGCUGCAGGAGCAGAGGCGUGAAGAACGGCAGCGGGAGAACCUGGAGAAGCGGCGUUCACUGGCAGUCUGUAGUGGCUCUGAGCUUGAUGACCUGGAGCGCACUCUUGAGAGAAACUUGAGCUACACCUGGAGCCGGCGCAGCCUUCGACGACAGCCGCAACGCUUUCACAGUUUUCAGGACAAGAGCUUGGAGCCCAGUUCCCUUCAGAGCAAAGACCUACAACAGCCCCUCAAGUCAGAGGACAACAGUAAAAAUUCCCAGCUUAUGAGACAUUCGUUGAAGGAAUGUGUAAAAACAGUAAAUGGUUUGAACAAAAUUGAAAUGGAUUCUAUAUUGUUAGAGGAAUGUGUGUUGCAAUCCGUCGUCGAUGGAAAUAUGGCAGCUACGCCUGACACGACUGCUACAAUACAGCAAGAGAGGGAGAUGAACACGUCGCCAGUUAUGGGAUUAAACUUUAACAAGGUAAUGAAAGUUGAAACGCAGGUUAACAAAACCUCUGAAAUGGUAAAGCAAGUAAAGACGGACACAGUUCUAGAAACCGACUGUAUUAAAGCUAGCACCCAGGAAUCUGACGGAGUGGCCAUUCAGGCCAAUGCCAAGAUCUCACAGGGAUCCGGUCAUCUAGAAAUCUUGCCCCAGUUGGCGCAGGAAGCUGGGCCGAUCAGCCCAGAGAGAGAGCGACAGUACCCAUGGGUGGGUGAGACCUUGGAAUGCCAUACUCUAGUGAAGGGUCUGCACUCAUAUGAAGCUCUGUCACCCACUGGACAAAGGGCAGCACCAAGCCAUUGCUCAAAAUGGAAAAAAGAGAUGGGGGCUGAAGAGAGAGAUGGUGCAAGCUUGCCACAAUCUAAGGAUGCUCCCAAAACACUCAACAAAUGUCCCUCUAAAAGAGGACUGGCCUCACAAUUCGGGCCUUGUAACAGCUCCGGUAUUCCUAGAGCACGUUCCAAGCCUGAGCCAAGUUUGUCCGAGGGAUCAGCAACUCCCCGUGGAUCACGUUUAACCUCUACUCGCUCCGUCUCCAUGCGCUCUCCAAUAGUCACAAGGCCCCGCAGUAUCCAGGUUGAGUUGAAGCGCAGCAUCAGCACAAGGGAUAAAGCAAUUUCCCAUUCUGACAGAAUGGUGAAGCAGAACUGCCAACCUCCUGAAAAACCCAGCCCAGAGCACAAGACACUUCCCAGCAGUCACCAGCAGUUAGUUCGGGGUUCACCCUUGCGUGUUUCAAAGUGGUUCGCGCCCCAUACAGAAUCCCAAAGCCCAUGUCAGGCUCACACCAUCCAGAGUCCAACUGCAGCUAGUAACACAAAGGCUGUCCGGACUGCAGUAAUCAAUGCAGCCAAAGCCAAAUCAGCCAAGAAUGCAGACACAGCAUCCUCUAAGGCAGCAGCAGGUUCAAGAACUGCUGGCCCUAAAAUCCCACGACCUGCCACUCAACCCAUGUGGCGAUGAUGUUUGAUCUCCUAAUAUUUUUCAGUUAGUGCUGAUUGAUGUACCUCUGGACACCUCUGUGUCUGUUUGUGUCUUUAAGGUGAUUUUAAGGUGAUUGUGUAUGCAGGUAUUUGUACUGAAGGCAAGAGGGAUUGAAUGAACCUGUGUUCUGGGUUGGACUGAAGUGACUCCAAUACCCCUCCCCCUCCCCCCAAACCGUCAAUUCAGUCUUUUUCCCUAGCUCUGUCUGUCCAAAAUGCCAUUCAAUAAAGGAGCCAUUCAUUCAGUUUGCUCAGUAGGGCCUGAGACCAGGGCAUGGAAAAGGAUCCUUGCGAGGAUAGUCACUCCUCUCAGAGUCUUCCACUGAAUCAGGUGUCCCUAUGUGAUUUGUCCUCACUUUUCAGCAGGGUGACUGUUAAUGAUGUAGAAACAAUCUACAGAGCUGGAUGCAGAAGUGCCUUUAGCUCGCCCACUACCUCUGAACACUAGCAUGCUCUGUGCAGGUUACAGAGCACCUCUGGAGAGAAUUCAGAAAGGAGUUUCUGAUGGAACAUUGCUAUUCGGAACAAGGGCUAUUAUUUUGGACCAGAACAUAUUUGUUGUUCUUAGCUUUCUGUCUUAAUGUUAUGCCUUAGUUUUCAGUGCAUCACGUGGCAUUAAGUGUAAAUGCUGAAUAGGUAGAAUGAGACAUUGCACUGUGGUGUAAGGCCCUAAAUCUGAUAACUCUAUUUUUUAUACUAGCCUGCCUAAAUAGAUAGUCCACCUUCUACCCAACAGUCCUUACACCAGAUCAGAGCAACUUUAGUUCAAAUUAGGUACAAGGUUUUGUAGCCUAUUUGAAGGUAAUUAGGUCUUAAUUCAGUCCCAAAGCUAUGAGACUGCCUCUGUUGGACAGAGGUGUAUGAAAUGCUGCCUAUUGGUAUAGGGCUAGCCUUUUUUUUUUUUUUUUUUUUUU
Messenger RNA from Tachysurus vachellii, 3922 nucleotides. It is a transcript of the gene fhdc2, whose product is annotated as FH2 domain containing 2. NCBI's taxonomy places the organism in Eukaryota, Metazoa, Chordata, Actinopteri, Siluriformes, Bagridae. The transcript is spliced from 12 exons. The coding region runs from base 202 to 2988 and encodes 928 amino acids. The record is from RefSeq and is a predicted model, not a curated record.